Molecule: messenger RNA, 771 nt
Organism: Chiloscyllium plagiosum (whitespotted bambooshark)
Lineage: Eukaryota; Metazoa; Chordata; Chondrichthyes; Orectolobiformes; Hemiscylliidae
Source: RefSeq, a predicted model, not a curated record
CCAUGCUGGUGCUGGAUGGUGGAGCAGGAUGGAAGGGCUGAAUGGCCUCCUAUCUCCUGUGCUUCUCUGCGUCUGUCCCCAGGUGAGGUGUGUGAUGCGGGAGUGGCCAGCCUGAUGUCGGUUUUCACAGAGAAGGCCUGCAUCCGUAAGGAUCCCCUGGGCCUGGUGGUGGGCUGUGACCGUUACCGGGUCAACAACAUCUUCGACGGCAAGAUGGCGGUGCGUCCCACCCAGGAGAUCCUCAAGGAGGCGGAGAGCAGGGUUGGGGAGGAGGUCGACUACAGUGUGCACUCGGCCAACUGCGAGCACUUCGUCACCGACCUCCGCUACGGUGUGGCCCGCUCCGGCCAGGUGGAUGAUGUGAUGGUUGCUGCCAAGGCUGCGGUGGGGGCGAUUGCCCUGGGGGCCAUUGCUGGGCUCUGUUACCAACUGGUGAAGAGGAGAGACAGACAGAAGGAGUGAGUGUGUCACCAGGAGGGGCCGAAUGUCCUGGAGGCUCCCAGACCAGCGGGAGAGACAGGCAGCCGGGGACCGGACAGACACACAGACAUCUGCGGGGUAUCCACCACCCCCUUAUACCCACCCUCUACUCCGCAAUGAGACUACUGUGAGAUCCAGCAGUCAGCCUGGGGGGGUGGGAGAGGGAGCGAGGGAGCACAGGGGAGUCGGUGUCGGGAGCUGGGAAUUAUCUGGCUCAAUCUGGAGUAAUCUGUCACCGGGCUAUGUCUCUCUCGCUCUCUGUGACCAAUAAAGGCUGUGUGUUUCUGUCUA